CCCUGCCUUAGGCAUCAUCGUAUGUCAGUUCAGCAGUCGACUCAUGUCAUGUACCAAGUGCCCCACAAUAUCUGCCGAAUCAUUUCGAGUGUCAUCAUAUAGAACUUUCCGUAAUGUUCCAACUCGUGAUUUAACAGUUAUACAAUUACAAGUUGCAUAAGAUGUGUUACAGUGUCUUAAUGAGAACGAAGCAACGAGAAAACCCCGUAACAUUGACUACAAACUUGUUCAACAUUUCUCUGUGCAUGGCUGAUUCCUGCCAGUCUAUUGAUACACCAGCAGCAGCAUCAUCCACCUAUUCACGCAAGAGCCAUCAACAACGCCCCAACAGCCUCCAGAGACUGACUCUUCCCUAAAACUCUUCAUCUCGUCUAUACGGAGUUUGGGGGAGAAUGAAUACAGCGGGGAUUGCUAUGAUCAACGGAAUAUAGGAGACAUCCUGCCUUCGUCUGGUUCUCUUGACUCUUGCAGUAAAUGUCAUUGACAUAGCGUCGAUUACAACAAGCAGAAAUCGAUAGCCUAUCGUCCACCUUAUGAAUAUGGGGCCAUCAUCAAGAAAGAAAAUGAGAAACACGAAUUGUUUUGAAAAGAAAAAGGCAACAAAUGAUUUGGCCAUAUAUUUUCAACCAGCUUUUACUCAUCAGUCUUUGAUGAACAGCUGUGAGUGCACCGCGAAGAACCGCCUCAGCUUGAGGGUAUAAGGUCAAAGUGCAACUUUAUUGUACGAUCUGACGACAAAAGAAAAUAAACAUGGCAAUGCAUCUCUAUUUGACGAAGAAAAAAACGACUGAAUAAUUGACUAGCUGCUACUGGCAACGUACAAACUUCGUCCUACUUUCAAUUCCGGUAUUGAAUGCUUGCGUUUCUUUCAUUGCUCGCUGCUGGCAAUGAGUGCGAUGCCGAGAGCAAUCAUCGAUCUGUCAUCGUUUCCAUUUGUCGGCCAUUCAACAGCCAAAAGCAAACGGCAACACAAAAGCAAAGGAGAAGAGAGGCUUUUUUUUUCCAUUAAAAAAAGGAAAGAAAGAAAAAAAGGGAAAACGAAGAGAUUCGUUGUUGUUGACGACGAUCGUGCAGAACGUAUACUAUACACACACAAGCUAAUGAAACGGAGUGAAAGAAGAGAAGCGCACCAUACACGAAGGGUGGAAGAAAGUGGAGAAGUCUUCAUCAUUGAGAAUGGACAUGUUGAAAAAGAGCGAAAAAGAGGGACGCUUUUAAUCAGGACAGCCAUCCAUCCCCUCUCCCCAAUCAUCGUGAUGAUGGGCUUUUCGUUCAAUGCACAGCGAUGCGAACAAGGAGAUCAAAAGGCAAUAUAUGUGAACGAGAGAGUAUUUACUGUGUUUAUAGACGUACAGUAGACGCGAAAUGUAUAGGCGACACACAACAACUCGACAACAAGAGAUUGAGGAUGAAGUGGAAAAAAGAAAGUCAGAGCCCACACGUGAUCUCCAGCACACAGUAAAAACAGGCAAAGAGAGAGAGAGAGGCAAUCGGGCUGAAAAGACACUUGAGAUUUUACGUCGUUCUAUAUAUGCACGUUCAAUCUCGUUCUUCCUAUAUCAAUGGCAAGUAUUUUAGACCGAUUGCUCAAACUCGCCUUUAUCAGCAGCGCAUCGUGGAUAUGUACGCUGGUGCGGUACACGUAUACUGUAUAUAGUAUAUCUACCUAUACAUACAGCAGCACUCUAUUUAAGUGAUUGCCUCUCUUCCCUCUCUUUUUUCUUUUGUUGUAGAUCGACGUACACUGUCUGCAUGGUUGGUAUAUUAGUCUCUCUCUCUCUCUACCCCUCCAAGGUAUACACCUUUUGAUUUUUUCUUUCGGUUCUAACCUGUUCCCUUUUCUUAUUCUUUAUUCUUGGAUAUAUUUCUGUUGUGUGUUCUUCUUUUUUUUUCCGCAUCUUCAAAUGACUUUGGUUGAUAUCUUUAUAACCUGAAAAGUGCACACGACUCUGCGCACACACACACAAAAAAAAAAAGGGCAGCAAAUCUUUUUCGCAUUUAUUCUGAAUGGAUUGCUAUCCAUGUUAUGUAAAACCGACUACACAGCCCGAUGUUCUUGGAAAAACCCUCUUCUCUCUUUUUUUAGUUGUAAGAAAAUCAUUUUUCUUUGUUGCCUUUUGUAAAAAAAAAAUCAAAAACGCGGGCUGGGAAUCAAUCGACCAACUUGUGUUGUGCAAUGCUGCGACAUGGCACCGUCAAAGACCGAACGCAUUUCUAUCCGCUGCCAUCGUUGAAAAUCUAUUCAGUGAAUCCAUCGAAUCAUCUUUUUCCCGUUUCUCUCCAAUGGCCGACGAUGUCGUGUUCGUCUACAACGAAAGAAGAAGCGACAAAGAGAGAUGCAGCAAAAGAAGUUCUUAAUCAAAAAGCCAUCGAUCCUAAUGUGAGCUGCUUCACUGUCGACUGGCUGAUGUUGGUAUCUAUACAAGGCUAUAUAUCGAAUCGAUCGUUCUCUUCUUGUUCGUUGGCAGCGGCUACCGACUGGCCACAGCUCAUCCAUUCCAAUCAGCGCUGACGAACAGAAAAGAAAAAAAAGCAACGAAAAAAAAAAAAAAUAAGGAUCACAUGAUCACAAGAUGUCUGUACAUUGUGCGCCAUUCCACCAAAGGUAUACUGUAAGUCUAAAGGUUGUGGUAUAUAUGAGUUUAUAACAUGUAGGUUUCGAUAGGCCUUUGGUAAAAGGCAUCGUCCAAUUGAUCGACGAGAACCUCUUGGUAAGUAUAAGAUAUUGUUUCGAUUGUGUCAUCCUAUCUCUAACUGGAUAUAGGCCGUCCUAUUAAAAUUGGACUGAAUGCCCUUUAUUAUAUUUCGGUAAGUUGCAAUCGAUUGAUGGCUGCUCCGUCUAAGGCUAAACUCGACCCGAGAGCUAAUUGGCCUGCGUUAAACGAUCCGUCAAAGAGUCUUCGAGUAAAACUGCAUCGUUUUGGGGUUGAUUGUCGGCGUCUGUUUGCGCGCAUCUGAAGAGCGACGAAGUAAAUCGGAGUCUAUCAAGCCAUCGAUAUAACCGAGCGCAGAAUAGACAUUGUGUAACGACAAUAGUGCGCAGCGGCAGUGAACGUACUCGUCACUUUGCUCGAUGAUCCGCGAAAGAAGAGCCGAUGAUUUGGAGAAUCUGGAGAAUUCCGUCCGCAAGAUCGACAUCAGUUUGUUGUUGUUUGGCAUCUAGUUCAGGAUUUCAGAGACGAACCAGCAGCCACUGCAAGAGGGUAGACAACAGCGCCCAAACGGAAGAAAUAAUCAAAAGAAAAAGGAGAGAAAGAGAGAAGGAGGGUUUGGCUUUGCUUGUUGGACCAAUGCCGAUUGAGAUGGGGGCGACGCCAAGUGGCCCGAUUGGUUGAAAGAAUCUGUUCCGGUUGCGGCAUCAUCGUGCACGAUAUUGACUAGAUAUACUAUAGCACACAUAUCCUUCUCGUUCUGAGCAUCGUCUAUAUCGGUGCUGGCGCGCACACAACACACACAAGCGAUCGUGAACUAAAAAGCCCCCCCCUCCCAAAAAAAACAACCGCUGUGAACGCGAUCUGCGCAGUUUUGUCUAGCGGCUGCUCUUGUCCCAUCUGCUAGUAAGGUGUGUGUGUGUGUGGCUAUGUGCAAGGAGGCAAUCAACUCACCUCCUCCCCUUUUCCGGUGGCUCGAAAAGUGCAGCUGAAAUUGCUAUCCAAUAGAGUGGUUCUUCUUUUUGCGUCCCCACCCAUCCAAGUGGGCGCUCGUAUCAUCGAAACUUGUCCAUCCACCUCCAUUGCUUAUUAUAUAGUCGUCGAUCGUCGUCGUCUCUGGCCGAUCUUCUUCUUCCUUUUGUUGUUGGUACUUUGGGGUCGCUUGUUUUUGCGGGAAAACGGUCGUCACUUGACGUCUACCUGCCCAGUGAAACGGACAUUGCCUUACUCCGACUCUCCAUUGUGGUUCUUCAGCCAUUUGUUUAAAACUCUUACGAGCAACAUUGUGCGUGAAAGACAAAAGAAAGGGAGAAAGCGGUGCGUCGGCAGUCACGUCAACGAACGUGAACGUGAACGUGACACGAUCAAAGGGAACUGAAACAAAAACGAUGAGUCAAGUCCAAAUGGAUUCGCCUCCGCUGAUGGAGUCAAUUGUCGGCACAGCAAACAGCCGGAUGGCCAGUCCAACUACGGCUUCUGCUUUACCCGCCUUAUUGCAUCUUCAAGUCCCGCCGGCCAGCACAACUUCCGCCACCAAAAAAUCCAAUUUCAGCAUUUCAAAUCUGUUGGCGACGGAAGAGCAGAAGAAGACCAGUGAUGGCAAACACGCCCGACUGAGCGAAAGAGACGAGAAUAGAGACACUAGUCCAGAAAUCAAUCAUCAGUCAAAGGCUGUCAACGAUAGGAUCGUGAUUCAACAGCCGUCAAUCGGAUCACCGUUCAUCAAUGCAUCGGCGCUGGCCCAUUUGGCUCAUCUUCAUCACGGAUCGAACGCUCCGACGUCUUCCUCGUCUUCCAACUCGGCAUCGGCGAUGACCGGCUGGCCAGAUUGGCUGGGAACAGCCGGACUGGCACCGGAUGCUCAUCAAUCGCUAUGGUCUCGCUUGGGGAUCUUAUCGCACUUGUCACUACGGCCGUCUGCUCACCAUCCGUCGGCCGGAUCGGCUGCUGGGACAUCACCAUUCCCGUACGGGGCUGCAAGUCCAGCCGAGUUUGCCAGUAAUCUCCAACACUUGCAACAUUUGCAUAGCGUCCAGCAGCAGAUCGCAGCUGCAGCGGCAGCUUCCAGCUACUGGACGUCCUUAAAGAGUUCGGCUCUUUCGGCCUCCGGCAACGGAACUUCUCGAGACGGGCCGGCCAGCAUGGAACAUCAUCAUCACCACUUGCCCUCAUCGUGGCGUUACGACCAACACGGUCCGCCACUGUCCAGCAGUCCAUUGUCCCUAACGGGCAAGGCAUACAACCUGGCCAUGAGCGGAAUGGCGGCGAUGGAUCACGCCAACAAAUCGCCAAUCCAUCCUUCCUCAUCCACACCGUCUAUUGCCGUCAACAAGCGGAAACGAUCGAGUGGGAGCGACGAUGUCGACGACGCUGACCGGUGCCACAAUUCGUCCGCUUCCUUCAAUCACGACGAUGACAAUUUCUCUGACGCUGAUAGCAAAAUCGACGUGGGCGGAGUGGACGAUACGGAUGAUAACAAUUCGGUGCAUUACAUGAUGAUGGAAGAGGAAGAUGGAUGUUGCGAGGCCACCGGAUCGAACGCGGAUUCUGACGCAGAACGGGACGAUCAUUUGCAUCACCACCGCCACGGCCAUCACCAUCACAACAACAACAACAACAACAUCAACAAUAACGGCAGUAAAGGCAAAGGUUGUUCUUCGUCUUCAUCGGCCACGGACGCGGGACACGGACAGCACCAGCAGCUGCACAACAGCAGCAGCGGGUCGGGCCAUUCGGCCGGCAGUAACAGCAAACGCAAGAAGAAGACGCGCACAGUUUUCUCCCGCAGUCAGGUGUUUCAACUGGAAUCGACUUUCGAUAUGAAACGGUACCUGUCCAGCUCCGAACGAGCCGGCCUAGCCGCGUCGCUCAGCCUGACGGAGACUCAGGUGAAGAUUUGGUUCCAAAAUCGACGCAACAAAUGGAAACGCCAAUUGGCCGCCGAACUGGAAGCGGCCAAUAUGGCGGCCAACAUGGCGGCGGCGGCGGCCGCGGGACAUCAGCGCAUCGUCCGCGUGCCGAUCCUCUACCACGAGAACAGUGGGGUGGCGAGCAACACCAAUUCGACAGUCAACGCGUCAUCCAACAUGACCUCUUCAGGCUCAUCUUCGUCGUCGGCUCAUCAUCUGCGUCAUCCGAUUGGAGCCAACACGCCCACCAGCGUGACGCCCAAUUCAUGCGGCCACAACGGCCAGGUGAAUUACAGCAACAGCAAAAGCCAAUCAUCGCCGCUGCUAUCGCCGCAACAACAACAACAACAGCAACAGCAAAACGGCAAUAACAACAGCAGCAAUGGCAACAUGGCGGCUCCUUCGGUUUCGUCGAGCGUCGCGUCUGCGCAGCAGCAAUUGCCUUUCUCCUCUCUGUUUUACACUCACGCAGCGGCGGCGGCAGCGGCGGCCGCUGCCGCAUCGCUUUACAAUAACAGCAGCAGUGCGAGCAGUAGCGGCAGCAGCGUCGGCUCAAUAUCGUCGACCAAUCAGGUUGCAGGCGUUCACCAUCUUCACCACCAUCAGCACAACCCGCAUCACGUCACGGCAGCUGCAGGCAAUUCGUCACGAUCUCCGCUCAGUGGCAUGGUCUGAUUGGCUUGCACGCACUGACACUGACAAACAAGGAAAUGUCCUACCGUGUCCUACAUUUUCCCGAAAACAAGAUGGGGGGAAGGCGGGGGGAUGUCAUUUGAUAUUGCGUUAUUGAUGAGGGCAACGUGAACGAUCGUAGGCAUGUCCCACCAGACGUCGUUGUCUAUUUUUACUCUCAAUGACGUGCCCACCUUUUUGUUUUCUUAAAAAUAGUCAUUCGUAUGUUUUGUUCGCAUCUGGUUCGAUUUCUACGUGGAUUUGUCGUCAAUCAAGUCUUUGAACGUAUCGCUUUCCUUCCACGCCCCCGUACUCGCGUCAUGUUUUGUAUUAUGAAUUAUUAUAUAGCCGUUUUGUUUGUGUGCGUGUGUCUGUGUGCUCGGUCAGCUGUUGGAUGUUUUUGAUUCAACGAUUUUUCCGUUUCGAUUCAUCCACCCUGUUGUGCUAAGUCGGUUGCAAUUGUCUCGUCCCUAUUUUCUUUUCCAUAUUUUCGACGUGUUUGUUGGCUGUUUUGCUUUUCUUUCUCCUCUUCACCAUGGCUCGGCUACUUAACAUGUCAUUGUUAAUAUAUCGCGUGUCUAUAAACACCCUCGCAUUAUAUUAUACUGGCCAUGAGAAAUAAUUAAACAAAUGAAACUCAAA
Molecule: messenger RNA, 6874 nt
Organism: Daphnia magna
Lineage: Eukaryota; Metazoa; Arthropoda; Branchiopoda; Diplostraca; Daphniidae
Gene: Hmx
Product: homeobox protein Hmx
Exons: 6
Coding region: 4040-6235 (731 amino acids)
Biological process (GO): regulation of transcription by RNA polymerase II
Cellular component (GO): nucleus
Molecular function (GO): DNA-binding transcription factor activity, RNA polymerase II-specific; RNA polymerase II transcription regulatory region sequence-specific DNA binding
Source: RefSeq, a predicted model, not a curated record